CAGUUUCUUUCAAAGGCCAAACUGAGUCAGAUUAACUUAAGAAAGAAUCGGCAGUGCCUCCAGGCUAAUAUUUAUACAUAUAUUACAUCGGGAUCGGGGUCAAUAUUAUGGUGAAAACACGUGUACAUUUCUAGUUUCACUUUUGAUCGCACAACAUGAGUGAAUCAAAGAAACAGAAAUUAUCGAACGUAGAUACAUCUGAUGGGACGGAUUCUGCGAAUUCUAAAUUGAAGGACGAAUUCCGAUUUAGUGAGGACCCAUCUCUUGAGAAAAUACGAGAAAUGCAAGCUGUGUUCUGUAGGGAGAGGAACUGGGACCAGUUUCAUACACCCAGGAAUGUACUACUGGCCCUGGUCGGAGAGGUUGGGGAGCUAGCAGAAAUCUUUCAGUGGAAAGGAGAGGUUGAUGUAGGACUUCCGGACUUCAGUCAGGAGGAGAGAGAUCACGUGGGGCAGGAGAUGAGUGACAUUCUGAUUUAUUUAGUGAGGCUGGCAGACAGGUGUCGUAUUGACCUACCCUCCGCCGUGCUGCAGAAAAUAGAACACAACGCACAGAAAUACCCCGUCAAUAAGGCUUACGGUAACAACAAGAAGUAUACGGCGUACGCGGCAGAGGAUGCUGGGAAGGCACUCCCCAAUGGGGACCAACGUGAAAUACAAGCCGUGUUCUGUAGAGAAAGGGACUGGGACCAGUUUCAUCCACCCAGAGAUGUUCUCUUUGACAUGGUGGGGGAAGUCGGGGAGCUGGCAGAAAUCUUUCGAUAUAAAGGACAUGUAGAAGUUGGACUUCCUGAGUUCAGUCAGGAGGAGAGAGAUCAUGUCGGCCAGGAGAUGAGUGACGUUUUACUCAGCCUGGUCAGACUGGCGGAGAGAUGUCACAUAGACCUACCCACAGCAGUGCUACAGAAGUUCCAGCUAAACAGGGAGAAAUACCCGGUCCACAGGGCCUACGGUAAAAUCAAUAAACCUACAGAAAACACGGCAGAAAAGGAUGGAAAGACAGACACUACUGGUAAAUAGAGAAAGUUUCAAUAAAAAGACAAAUAGAACUCUUUAACAGCACAGUCUUUGUAAACAGCAAUAACAUCAGGAUACCAGAGUCGGUGAAACAUUUCCUCAAAGAGAGAAAGAAACCAAAAUGUACAAAAUGAAAGGACCAAUAACAUCACAGAGUAAGAUGUAAUUAGCCCAGUGUCAAUGGAACCAAAAUAGCAGAGAGUAGAGACAAACCAAAAUCAACACAGUAUUAGUGGAACAACAGCACAGAGUGAAAGACAGGCAGCACAUAGUACUCUGUUCUGGUAACAAUGGUCUAUUAUUUUCACAAAUUACUCAGUUAGAUAUGAAUUUUUAUUAUUAUUAAUGAUUUUUAUCAUUGAAAUAGAUAAACUAACUUCUUAGACCUACGUGUGUGACUAAUAAUUAAUAAAAAAAAAAGA
Molecule: messenger RNA, 1438 nt
Organism: Magallana angulata
Lineage: Eukaryota; Metazoa; Mollusca; Bivalvia; Ostreida; Ostreidae
Product: dCTP pyrophosphatase 1-like
Exons: 7
Coding region: 156-1019 (287 amino acids)
Biological process (GO): nucleoside triphosphate catabolic process
Molecular function (GO): nucleoside triphosphate diphosphatase activity
Source: RefSeq, a predicted model, not a curated record